Messenger RNA from Paramecium tetraurelia, 2549 nucleotides. RefSeq lists its product as uncharacterized. The transcript has 6 exons. The record is from RefSeq and is a predicted model, not a curated record. Gene Ontology annotation, molecular function: protein binding. NCBI's taxonomy places the organism in Eukaryota, Ciliophora, Oligohymenophorea, Peniculida, Parameciidae.
AUGAGGAUUGGAUUAGAAAAUUAAAACAAGGAAAAUGAAAGUUAGAGUGAAAAUACAAAAAAGUAAGAUUUAUUACUAGUAAAAGGACAAGGGCUAUCCUCAGAAAUUAAGAGGCUAAAGCUUAUAAAGCAAGAGAUGAAGAAUUAGAAGACUAGAAAGCUAGAUAUGCAGAAUAAGAAUCUCAAGGAUUAACCGUUGUUCGAAAAAAAAGAAUUAUUUUAAUUUAUAACAAUGAAUCAUGUUUAAAAAAAAUGUUAAGAAGAGUUAUCUAUGUACUAAACUUAGUUGGAAACCUUAAAGAAAGGCUAGCAAAAUAAGUAAGCUUAUUUACAACUUAUAGGAUGUCAUUGUUAUAACAUCAGAGGUUAUAUCAAAACUGUUGAAACCAAAACUACUUAACUCAUUAGUUAAACAGUAGAAAAAGUAAGUUGUUUUAACCAUGAAAGGAACAAUAAAAACAGAUAUAUAAAAGUAAAAUGUAUAAUUUCCAAAUAAAUAAUUUAAAAUCUUUAAUAUAUCGAAUUAAUUGAAAUGGAGGAUUCUUUAGCAUACAAAUUAUGUACUCCCUUGCCUUUACCACCUCUAAAAAACACUUUGACGCAAUAAUAAAUCACAAAAGUGUGUUCUGACAUAACUUGCGAUAAAAGACCAUUUAUUCAAUCUCCAGAGGACCCAUAGUUGUUUCAUAACGAUCAUCUGACAAAGAUUAUCGAUGUCGAAGCAUUUGCCUCACAAUUUUGUGAAGAAAUGUCGAGAUUGGCUAACCAAAACAUCGUUUUAUAUUAGGAAUUUAUGUAAAAUAAAGAGAAUAUCAGUUUGUUGUAGAUUUUGGAAUAAGGAGAAGCACAUUUAUAAAAGAUUGAUGAAAUGGUUAUUAGAUAGAAAACUGAAUUGGCGAUUGAUAUUACAAAUCUUCAAGAAAAAAUUAUGGUUGUAAUUUAAUCGAUAAAAGAAGAGAAUAUGAAGAGACUAGAUAGUUUCAAUGAACAAUACAAAUAAUCAUUUAUCACAUUAAAAGCGAAUAUAGAUUAGUUUUUCCUUUUGUCAAGGCAAAACUUUUAUUAUUCCAAUUAAAAUACAUUUUAAUAUAAGUUGGCAUCUUUAGGAACACCAGAAGCCCAAUAAUUUUUAUCCAAUUUAAAGAAUCAUCUGAAUAAGAGCAAGUAGCUAUCAUAAGGAAAUGUUACUCCACUAUAAAUGUUAACAGAUUUACAAACUUUGGCAAGAUUCCUAUUGUAAAUGACUAAUUCUCCUCCAAACUAUGAUAAGUUAUAAAAUCCGCAGACGAACAUAUUAGAUUCAGUAGUGAAUGAGGUUGGAUUUGUGUUGAAUAAUGUUGUGUCAGCGAGAUUAUACAUUCCUUUUGGCAGUAACAAAGAAUUAUCUUAAGUUCAAACCGGAGAAAAUAAUCUACAGUUAUAGAUGGCAGCCAGAAACAUAGAUAAUUUCUAAUUGAAACCAACUAAAAAGUUUACAAUAGGAACUUAAAUAACAUGUAUUCUAUCAAUUUUAGAUAAUUUGUUUGCAAUUGGUUCAUAAAAUGACAGCUAAUUAAGAAUAUUCGAUACAACAUAAAAGAAGAUAGCAACAUAUUUAGGUCACACUUAGAACAUAGUUUAUCUUGAGAAGAUUUGUACGAGUGAAGCAAAUAGCAGAUAGUUUGUGUCUUUGGGUUAGGAUAAGCAAUUGAUUGUUUGGAAUAUCGACGAUAUAAUGAUAUCUACUCAACCCAGAGUGUUUAGGAAGAUCCAAUUAUCAUAAAUGCCAAAUAAUGCCUUAGAUUUGAAAGACAAUACUCAUAUAGCAUUUAGUGAUUUAAAUAGAGAUAUCAAUAUUUGCAAUUUCUACACUCAGAAGAUUGGAACAAAUAAUACUAAACAUUUGAAUAAGAUAAAUGGAUUGACACUUUUAAAGAAAGGAGAGAAGUUUAUAUCCUAUUCUUCAGAUUCAAUAAUCAAUAUUUGGAGACUUAUGAAAUAUGGUUCAUCUUAAGAUCCUGUUUUAAUUUGUGAUUAGAAUUUGCAUGAUCCUCUUUAUGGGUCUAUUAGUCAGAUUUUCAUCACAACUUAAUGGCCAGGUCAUUGCAUAAUUGUUUCAAAUGAAGGCGCAGUUAAGUUAUUUGAUUUCAAUAAAAACUGCAUUGUUUUUUCAAAAUUCGGCAAUAGAAAAAUUUAGAGCACUUUAAUGGAAAGCGUUUUGAUUGAAGUUUCUGAUUAGAAAAUUAAUCCCCCUGUUUGGCUAAUUACAUUUAGUUUCAAUGAUAAUAUAGCUACAUAACAUCAUUUGAGUAUGUCUCCUUAUGCUAUGCAUUCCUCAGACAUCAAAUUGGGACAUCAAUUAACAGUGGGAUAAUAAAUUUAUGGUAAGCAUAAGCUUUAAUUAUUUACUUAAUCAUCUCCUGCUUCAAGUGGAAGUGGCAAAAUUGGCUCUAACAUACUUCUGUUUAGCAGUGAUACGUCAGAUGAAUUAUUGAUGUAUGAAUUGAAAGGAAUUUGAAGAUUGUUAAAGUAUUCAUAAAUAGUAUAUGCAUAAAAUUUAUAUUAAAUAUA